Limulus polyphemus (Atlantic horseshoe crab) is the source of this 1136-nucleotide messenger RNA. Its product is annotated as DNA-binding protein inhibitor ID-2-like. Bases 131 to 511 code for a protein of 126 amino acids. The transcript has 2 exons. Gene Ontology annotation, biological process: negative regulation of transcription by RNA polymerase II; cell differentiation; circadian regulation of gene expression. Gene Ontology annotation, cellular component: nucleus; cytoplasm. The record is from RefSeq and is a predicted model, not a curated record. Gene Ontology annotation, molecular function: protein dimerization activity; transcription regulator activity. NCBI's taxonomy places the organism in Eukaryota, Metazoa, Arthropoda, Merostomata, Xiphosura, Limulidae.
UUAGUAUUGAGUGACGAGUCGGUAGUGGCGUUAAGAAGUUGCGCUAAAAACGAUUAUAACUAUUUUUUUCUAACGGGGUUUAGCUAGUUUAAGUGGAACGCUUUUGGGAAGUUUUGUUAUCAUCACCAUCAUGAAGGCCACAACUGAGACUUCCAGUUGUAACAAAAUUGGUAAAUCAUCAAGAAGAGAGCGUGAAGGAAUUCACAACGAAAUGCACCAACUUCUAGCGAAACUCACGGAGUUAGUCCCCAACAUGCCGAGAAACAAGAGGCUUUCGAAACUCGAAAUCAUUCAAAAUGUGAUCGACUACAUCGUAGAUCUACAGAUCGCUCUGGAAACUCACCCGGCUUCCAGGCCUACAAACACCGGCAACAGUCCGAACCGGCAGCCGCUCGGCGUUCUCUCUCCAUCGGGUAAUCCCUGUGCUGCCCACGAGGCGAUUCACCCCGAAAAGGCACCAAGUCACCUCAGCGACCUUGUUGUUGGGCCGAAGAGGCCCGUUUCUUGUUAGACCCACUUUGAUCGAGUUUGGCCUUGGUUUCACAGAAACUUAUUACUAGUCCGAGAGAGUAUUGCACGAGCUAAGGAUGUGACGUUUUCACCUGUGAUGAUGACAAGACCUAACUAUUUGUAUGACGUCAAGUUACACAAUACUGUAUACUUAUCAACAGGGUGCAGAGUCUUGGUGGUCCAGAAAGUUGAACAGGGAAUAUAUAUGUAUAUAAAUAAAAGAAAACACACCUUUGUAAAUCUUUUAUUUUAUCUGCUUACUUAAUUUCUUUCAGGUUGAGAUUCCUGUGUAUUUGUUUUUCGGAGUGAAAGUGGUCACAAAAGUAAUUUUAUGAAGUGAAAGACAAGUGUGGAACUGUGAUUAUUUCAUUCGUUUAAACUCUGUAAAAUGUGUGAAUAUUGAUUUGUGUACAUUUUGUACGGUAUACCGUCGCAGCACUUUUCGAUCUUUGUACACGGGGUUGAUUUGUACCUUGUGUUAUUAUCGAAAUCCUUUACUUGUUUACCAUGUACAAUGUUUGUGAUAAAAAGCGCUGGCAAACUGCCAAGUUUUUAUGUAUAUACGUGUAGUUAGAUCAAAGAAAGAUUUAAGAAAAUGAAGAAAAUAAAUAUUUGAAACUUCCUUA